AUGCGGUUCUAUCGAGUCGAGCGCGUCGCGGCACGCACCGAGCAAGUCUAUCCUGAAGAAGACGGAGGCCAUAUCCCUUUGAUGGACGACGAGGACCAGAAAGAAUGCACUCCAGAGCCAGCUGAUCCUUUGACCGACCUGCGAUAUUUGGAGAAUCCGGUCUCGUGCAUCCUUAACCCGGACGCGUCACUGCACGACCUCACAGAAGCUUACUCCGUCCUUUCUACGCGUCUCAAGUCUGCGCUUACCACCGACAGUGUAGUGGACUCGACGUGGCCACUGUUUCAGCCUCUGCGACAACACCGCGUCGCGUUCUUUGAAAUGGUCAUUCGCGAUCUAGGCCGCGUGCAUAUCGACCCUCUCGAGGCCCUAUCAUCUGAAGGCGAUCCAUGCCCAACACGGGAGCGGGCAUCAAUUAUUGCAUUACCCUCUCCCAAGGAAAGCCCUCGAAAGAAGAGGGGGAUGUCUGGGGAACAGGCGAAAUUCGCGCGCGAUUUGUGUGGUGUCUCCACGCAGUCAUCCGAUUUCUCAACGUUGCCUUCACAUUUCCUGCGUUGUAUCAGCUGUACUCUACUACGCUUCCUCUUGACGAAUGUCCUUGCCAUUCCCAUGGCUCCCGAGCUUCCAACCCCAAAUGCGCGUAAAACAUGCGCGCUAGCCGUGUGGCUGAUCCAGACCAUGCAGCUGCCCGCGGAAGUCAUCGAACCCGCCGCACCGCGCAUAGCUUACGCCAUCCGUCGGGGCAUUGAAGGUGAACUGGGGAGAGAGGGUAAGAAGGGAGCAGUGAGUGACGGUCUCAAGGCGAUCUACGAGCUGUCGACGGCAUUUCCGGAUAUCUUCGUGCCUGCCUUCACGGAUAUACUUCCGUCUCUUCUCACGAACCUUCUUGCGCCAACUCUCGUGUUGCGCGCUCAGGCGUGCCAUGCUCUCGGAGGAUUUGCGUAUGCUGUCGCGAAUAUCCCUGCGUCUCCGAUUCACGCUCGCAUCGCCGGCAUUGUUGCCAGGUAUUUGCGGCCUGUGGACUCGCCGGCGCCUUCACCCGACGCAAAUGGAAACGCCGCACCUCCCGCAACACCAGGUAGUCCAAAAAGAGACUCUGCGAUACUUGGGAAUCCGUCACGGGAAGAGCUCCGUUCGCAACAUUGGCUUCAUGACCUGGCGUUGUAUGGUCUGGGCAUUCUUCUGUGCACCAUCAAUCAAAGCGACUGUGAUGACGACGAGGACAUGGAGGGUGCUGACGAGCAAGAGCGCACGCCGAGUGUCACCUCUCCCGUGGUGCACUCAAAGAACGCCUGGAAGGUCAUGGUCUCCAUCAUUGACGUUGGUGCAGGCUCGGCAGUCAUUGCUUCGCUCCUAUCGCAGCCAUCCGCCGAUGAGCUUAGUCUUCGGCGGGCCCUCGGUGUCCUGCGAGCCAUGAGCCGGAAAGGCGGACACACCACUAAGGAAGCCCUCGACGCCGCCUUGGAUUUCCUCGGCGUCACGGACAACUCAGUAGACGAGGCCAUUGAGGCGCCGACCCUGCUUCCGCACGGCCUGUUCUGUGCUGAGCCAGGACUGCUCACCGCUGACUGGUCCACGCUGCCGUCCGCGGCUCGGCCGAUACUCGAGGAGUGUUUCCGAACGCGUAGCAUCAGAAAGUUGUCGGAAGACGAGCUUGCAACACCAUGGGUAUUCAACGUGCUCUUGGUGGUCUUCAAAAACAGCCUGAGUGCGUUGAAGCUGUCGUGGGGGGUUAACUGUCCGAUGCGGAUAACGAGAGGCCUUACGGCGUGGGCGGAUGAAAUGACUGACCUGCUCAUUGAUCUCGUCGACGACCCCAAGCUAGAUGUCGUCAAGAACUCUAAGGGUGAACAUGACAGCGGCUUUGUCCCUACGAGCCCUGAGCGUAUUUUGGGCGAGGCACUAGAGAAGUCAUCGGAGAAGCUCUUGGGGUACCUGCUGUACCACGAAGAGUAUCUUGUCGAGGACCUGGACGAGCCGGAUGGUGUGAGGAUGCAGUGGGCCUCCCUCUGCGCUGAAACGAUGUUCGCGUGCGAAGUGGCCUUGAUGGAGAAGUUCUGGUCGGGACGUCACCCUAAAGGCCGCAGUUUGGCUGGGCUCCAGAGGUACGCCGACUGGUGUGGACCGCCUUCGUCGAGAAAUGGCGCGACAACUCCGAGCAUCUGGGAGAUGGGUGUUAUCAUCCUCAGCGCACCCUUUAUGGAGUUCGCGGUGUUCGAAAUGUGGAAUCACGACGUCGACAUUUGGAACGUUCUUCUACGUGAGACUAUGGACAGGGCACUCGAUUACGGCAUUGACUCCGUCACUGUCGUCGACCAAAUCGCCUCUACAGUAUUCUCUCACCGCUCACCGACGCCGUCUGCCUCUUCCACCCGUAUCGCUGACUUGCUCCUUUCGAACUUGGACAUCAACGAUGCACGGGACGUUCCAAAGGAUGUACUCGAUUUGGUCAACGAUACGUUGGCAUCGACCUACCCGCCGGAGCCGCGCAACAAGGUCAUAUCUAUUUGGCUCAUCCGGACGCUUACAAGGGUCAUAGACGCGUGUCCUGUCGAGCUGUCGAUGAAUAUGUUCGAGCUCCUCCAGGAUGGCUUGGCCAGUGGAUCGGCGACGACUUCCGGGUGUUCACUGAGGAUGAUAUGCUAUGGAUAUUCUCCCAGUAUACCAGACGGUCUUGCUCGGCCUUCAAUCGCUCCCCGCCUCCGUCGAACUGAUCGAGACACUCGCACCCAUCGUCGAGUCCGGCUUCUGCGGCCGCGCAGACAACCUGAGGCCAUCACUGAAGCAUUCGCAGAGCUCUGGCAGACCGCCUACGAGCGGAUCAAGGAGCCCUCCGAUGGCUGGUCCGAUCGGCUUCAAACCUGCCUCCACGCAUUGGCCGGGGAUCAGCCUGCCGCCAUUGCUGCGUUUGACAACGACGACCUCCCGCCCUCCUCUGACUUCUCCGAGUUCAACGACGACCUCUUCGCGUCGGAGACAGCCGACGCAGAGAGCGAGGAGGAAGACGAGGUCACCGCAUCCAUUCUCCCCAGCUCCUCCGGCUUCGGCCCGCCCAUCCCUGCGCUCAUCCCUCUCCCUGCGUCACCAGUCGCCGGUCCCUCCAAGUUCACCACCCCGCCAUCAACACCCAAGUCUACGCCCCCGUCCUCGCCAUCAUCCCCAUUGGCGUUCCCCGACUCUCCUCAGCCCGCGGAGUCCCCACGCGCGCCGAUGACGCCCAAGCGCACGUCGCAGAUGACCCCGCGCCGCACGCCGCUGUCGUCCGCGCGUCGGCGGGGCGAGAAGGAGAACGUCGAGCCGCUGCCCGUCUUCGCCACGGUUGCGGAGCGCAUCGCGAUGGCCUCGCCCGCCAGCGGACAGUCUGUCCUGGGCAAGCGGCCUUCCGCCGGCGAUGACGGAGAGGAGGGGAUGCAGACGCCGAAGAGGGCGAGGUUUGACAUGUCGGGUGCGCCCCUGCUCGAGGCUGGUCUGAGGUUCGCGCCUGAGGAUGCACUGCCGCUCCGGGCGGGCGCGUCCCUCCUGGACGUCCCGAGCACACCGAAGCGGCAUGCAACGUUGCCCAAAUCGCCGCGCUCCCUAGCGGAGGACUUGGCCGCGUCUUUGUCUUACUCGCCUGAGAUCCCCGUCCUCAGUGCCAGGAAGUCGGCGAGAGGGCCUGCGGGCGUCGCAUUUGCAGCACUGCCUAGCACUCCGAAGCGGACCACAUCUGUGCCCAAGACGCCCUGCCCUCCACCCUCGGAGGAGUCGGAAGACGACCCGUUCGCGUCGUGUUCCCAGGCUUCGUCCUCCGCGCCGUCCGCGGGUGCACCGCGCUCGCGGAAACGGAAGGGCGUCUUCAUGGAGGCUGUGGAGGUGCCUACGUUCAAGGAGGUGCUCUAUCGCGAGAAGAAAGAGGCAGAGCGGAAGCAGAUAAGUCUCCGCGCGAGUCUGCCGCGGCGCGCUGCUUCUCCGGAGGACAGCGAGACUGAGAGUGGCAGCACGCCUGCCCAGGCGAGUGUGAGGAAGACACAGUCGGCCGUGAAGGUAACGGAGGUGGAGCCUGUGCUCUUCUCGCUUCGGGAUGAGCUGCCAGAGACCCCGACGAAGAAGCGGAAGAGUCGGGGCGCAGUCAUCAACGGGGAAGCGGGACAAGCUGGGUCUUCGUCCAUGUCGUCCGCUCUGCGCGCGCUCAGGAAAGCGCCGAUUCUGGGUAGCGAUGACUCCAUCAUGCACGCUACACCGUCAAAGCUCCCGCCAAAGGAGCCCUCGUCCGAUGACGACCCCCGCCUCGGGCAGGUCAACCCUGUCGGCCUCGUCUCGCCCGCCCUGCGGCGCAUGAAGGUGCGGACGCCGGAUCUGUCGGACCCGCUGAGCAGCGACGACUCGGUGCUGUCGAACAGCCCCUCGCGGGAGCUCGUCAAGCGGCGCAUCGCGCGCCUGCCUGGCAGCGUGGACAGGAGGAAGACGUUGAACCCCUCCCCGCUCAAAACGCGCCCGGUCUCGGCGAUUGACCUGACGCGCCUCGAAGACGAUUGAAGCAGUUGUUCAAUGUUCUCCGUAGUGUACAUCCCAGUUUGUGUUGUGUGUUCGUUGUGUGUCCGUGGAUGUGUAAUUUGUUGGCUGUGAUAUCUUGUCUUGUCUCUAGCUCUUGAUCUGUCCAUACAUCGCAUUUGUACUGUAGUAGCCCGUAGUAGCACUCGCAAUAUUACACCCACUGUCUCCAAGCUC
Fomitopsis serialis is the source of this 4707-nucleotide messenger RNA. RefSeq lists its product as uncharacterized. The record is from RefSeq and is a predicted model, not a curated record. The transcript is spliced from 10 exons. The coding region runs from base 1 to 4515 and encodes 1504 amino acids. NCBI's taxonomy places the organism in Eukaryota, Fungi, Basidiomycota, Agaricomycetes, Polyporales, Fomitopsidaceae.